UUCUUACUGUUAAUUCUAGAGCAAGGAUGAUCCCAAUUCUACCUAUGAUGAAGACAACAUGGCUCAGUGCAUUGUUGACCUCUUUAUUGCUGGGACAGAUACAACCUCAGCUUCUCUCCAUUGGGCAUUGCUUCUCAUGGCGACUCAUCUGGAUAUCCAAGAUAAAGUCCACAAGGAGCUGGAAGAAGUUUUCAAUUCAUCUCACUCAAUCUGUUACAAAGAUUGGAAGAAACUGCCCUACACCAGUGCCGUAAUUCAUGAGAUCAUGCGAAACAAAUAUGCCUUAUUGUUUGGGCUUGCGAGACAAUGUGUGAAGGAUGUCUAUCUGAAUGGUUUUAUCAUCCCCAAGGGAGCUGUUAUUCUUCCAGACUUACGUUCUGUUCUUUCGGAUCCUGAACAUUGGGAGAUGCCUGAAGAGUUCAACCCAAAUAAUUUUUUGGACAAGGAAGGGAAUUUUGUGCUAAAAGAAGCAUUUCUUCCCUUUGGAGCCGGAACUCGUUCCUGCUUGGGGGAACUCCUUGCAAAGACUGAGUUCUUCAUCGUCUUUACCAGCCUGCUGAGGGAAUUUAGGUUGGAGCUACCAGAAGGAGUGGAAAAGCUCAGUCAAGAAUCCAUAAUAGGGUUGACUCUGCAUCCCCCUCCUUACAAGAUUUGUGCUCUUCCUCGUACCAGGACACCAUAAUAUGAACCAAUAACAAGAGCGGCUUCCCAUGUUAUGAUGUCUGUCUGGUUCAACACUUAGUAGAUCCAUCACCUUCAAGAUUGUCUCUUCUUAUCUUGCUGAAUGACUCCUCCCAGCAUCUCUCAGCAUCAGUCAGCUUCCUAUGCGUCCCAGGCAGUGCAAAGAUAGCUGUCACACGCUGCCUGCUGGUAGCGGCUACUACUACAUACCUGACCAAGAGGGGAAGGGGCUAUGAUGUAAUGCAGCCUUGCCAUUACCGUCCUGUUGCAAGGGCUCAUGGGAUAUUAGGCCCUUCCUGGGGAAAGCAAGUGGCGACUUUGAACUCUCAAAAUGGGAGUUUAUUUUCCUUAGAUAUCAGAGCAUUUACAGUACAGAACUUUAUUUGUUGCAACACAGGUUACUAUCGCUCUCUGUUUCAAUCAACAUUUGUAGAUUGUUCACCUUCAAGGUUCAGUGUUGAGAUCUUGGAGUUGCAGUUAAUAUACAGUAGGUGCAAGGAGUGAGUUUGCAAUCCAUUCAUUUGAUUAGCGAUAAUCAUGGUUAGUUUUUCAAGUGGGUCAGUGUGUUUCUGUAAACCUGUUAGUUAGAUGGUUCAGUACAUUAUAGAUUGUCCACAAUCAGAAAAUGGGUUGAACACAGCUGCAUUCACAUAGCAUACAGUAUUAACCUGGCUGAAAUUACCCAUUUUCUUGGUUUGCAUAAUGCAGUGGAUCAUAAGCUGGUGAAACUGCUGAGCUCACACAACGUACUAAGUCUCAAAGAAAUCCUAAUGAAAUUUAAGGGUAACCAGGUUUAGUGUCUUGUGUGCAUGCCGGUCUUAACUGCUAGCAAGGUUGCUGCUGUGGGGUUCGAAUGAAGGGAGAUUCUCCCUGAAAGGCCUUUAGCGUGUCAGAGGAUGGUGUUAGUUAGGCUUACUCUAAAUAGGAGAAUCUUAAGUAAGUUUUGGAAAAUGUAACAAUAAGUUGGGGGAGCCUUGAAUCUUAGAGAUCAGUAGUGAAAACUUACUUUUGGUGAUGACCUGAUUUCACCACGGAAAUCAUGACCCAAUUAUAUUUGCAUAUUCUUUGGCAUAAGAAUUUCCUGGUAAGGCACCACAUUUGACUCAAGGUUUGCAAUUGCAGAAUAAAUCCUGGUUAUUUUCCUACUCUUGUCUAGUCAACAGGGACAGCUGCUGGGCAACGCAAAUAUCUGGAAAUUAUUCUUUCUGUGACAAGGGUGAUGUGGGAUACAGAUUUAAGGAAGACAAAUAAAUCUCUUUACUGCCCCUACAAUGAGGUUGCCAACUGCCUGCCAGCUGAGGCAGCUUUAUGGGCUUGCUUUCCUCGAAACGGGCUGACCGAAGGGGAAAAUUGGACUCUCGGGUUUCUGCUAUUCCUCUUUCAAUGGGCAGUGUGAAUAUCACCUUCUUUCUUUGGGUUCCUUUGUGAGGGGAAGGAAAAGCUUUAAUAAAGGGAAUUAAU
Python bivittatus (Burmese python) is the source of this 2142-nucleotide messenger RNA. Lineage: Eukaryota; Metazoa; Chordata; Lepidosauria; Squamata; Pythonidae. The record is from RefSeq and is a predicted model, not a curated record.